Messenger RNA from Penicillium diatomitis, 435 nucleotides. RefSeq lists its product as uncharacterized. Bases 1 to 435 code for a protein of 144 amino acids. The record is from RefSeq and is a predicted model, not a curated record. The transcript has 2 exons. NCBI's taxonomy places the organism in Eukaryota, Fungi, Ascomycota, Eurotiomycetes, Eurotiales, Aspergillaceae.
AUGCCGGCUGAACCCCGUGGGCGAGUCUGGUCGCAAGCGCUUCCCUUUCAACAAUUUCACGUGCUUUUUAACUCUCUUUUCAAAGUGCUUUUCAUCUUUCGAUCACUCUACUUGUGCGCUAUCGGUCUCCGGCCAAGCUGCAUUCCCAAACAACUCGACUCGUCGAAGGAGCUUCACACGGGCGCAGACACCCCAUCCCAGACGGGAUUUUCACCCUCUAUGACGGACCGUUCCAGGCCACUUAGAUGGGGGCUGCUCCCGAAGCAUCCUCUGCAAAUUACAAUGCGGACCCCGAAGGAGCCAGCUUUCAAAUUUGAGCUCUUGCCGCUUCACUCGCCGUUACUGAGGCAAUCCCUGUUGGUUUCUUUUCCUCCGCUUAUUGAUAUGCUUAAGUUCAGCGGGUAUCCCUACCUGAUCCGAGGUCAACCUGGUUAA